Galendromus occidentalis (western predatory mite) is the source of this 1248-nucleotide messenger RNA. RefSeq lists its product as uncharacterized. Lineage: Eukaryota; Metazoa; Arthropoda; Arachnida; Mesostigmata; Phytoseiidae. The transcript is spliced from 2 exons. The coding region runs from base 76 to 1248 and encodes 390 amino acids. The record is from RefSeq and is a predicted model, not a curated record.
GAUUUGAACCUUGCGGCUUUUGAGUAUGACCCUGGUAUAGAUUACAGCAAGCACCGUGGUGUGAAUAUAGGAAGAAUGGAUCAAGUAUGUAAUUUCUGCCGAGCACUCAAAUUUGCUAAAGAGACCCCAGGCAUGUGCUGUGCGGGAGGAAAAGUCAAGUUGUCUGAAUUGUGUCCACCGCCUGAGCCCUUAGCGACAUUAAUAUCUGGGAGCACGAAUCAGUCAAGACAUUUUUUGAAAAACAUUCGAAAGUAUAACUCAUGUUUCCAAAUGACAUCAUUCGGAGCGACGGAAAUCAUCCGAGACAAUUAUAUGCCCACCUUCAAAGUACAAGGUCAGGUAUAUCAUCGCGCUGGGUCUCUUUUGCCGCUACCGGGGGCUGAUCACCAAUUCCUUCAGAUUUAUUUCAUGGGCGACACAAACGAGCAAAUCGAUCAGAGGCGUCGUUUCAACAGUGGAACAAUCCGUGAGAUUGUUGCAGAUUUACAGGACAUGCUGCAUCGGCACAACGAAUUAGUACGAGUGUUCAGAUCUUCUCUUGAGCUCAUGCCGACAGAUGACUAUGUGGUUGUUAUCAAAGCUGAUAAGACGCCAGGAGAACACGCAGGGCGAUUCAAUGCGCCAACAUCGGAUGAAGUGGCUAUCGUCAUUGUUGGUGAAGAAUUCAACUCACGAGACAUAGUCCUUCGUCGCAGAGACGGCUGUCUUAAGAGAGUUUCGGAAACCCAUCGCUCCUAUGAUGCUUUGCAGUAUCCGCUUUUAUUCUGGCAAGGCGAAGAUGGUUAUCAUUUCAAUCUGAGAAUGAGAAAUCCAGGAACGGAUGAAGAGACCAGUAAGAAGGUCAGUGCCAUGAAUUACUACUCAUACCGGAUAAUGAUACGCGAUAACGCAGAGAAUCAUAUUCUGCUUUGCCGACAAUUAUUUCAUCAGUAUAUUGUUGAUAUGUAUGCGAAAAUCGAAACCGAAAGACUCCUGUUCAUUCGAUUGAAUCAAACCAAGUUACGGAAGAUCGUGUCGUUGACCUUAUGGGGCUCACUGAUACACAAAGUUGAUGAUCGUGAGGGUCAAGUCGUGGAUUUCCAAAAACUCUCUGUGAAGGAGUUCAAAGCUAGGAAGAAUAUCUCCUCGACUGGGAAUACAAGCAUCCAGUUCCCAAUACGAUCCAAUUCGAGAACACGAGAGCUCGAAGAUUGGUGGAGAAGCAGCAAGGGAAAUGUGAUAUUCGAAGAGCUCGAUAUACCCACCUAA